GUGGGAACCAAAGUACCCAAAUUGCAAUAUUGAGGGCAUUGGCUAAUAAUCAAACGCCCAAACAUUGAAAUCCCGACUUCCCUCUCUUCUCAACACUCCUACAGCUGUACACCAUUCUUCAUUUGCCGAGUAGUAUCAAACAAAAAAUGGAGAACAAUGGCGGAGGAAGAGGUGUAAUUAUGGGGAGCAUGGGAACUAUCAAUUUCUCUCCUCCUUCAGUCCAAGAAGAAACAAUGGAUCUCACGGGCCGUGUGCAUCACCUCCCUUGUUGCGUCAAAUUCAAUGGACCCUCUGACAUUUCUCACUAUUUCAAGCCCAAAUCUUCUGGGGUUGAGAUUGACGGUGGUUUACAAGUAGAAGAAGCCUUCUUCAGGGGCAGAAAUUUGCAGGGAGUUACUGUUCCUCUUCCUGAUGGAUAUUCUGGAUAUAUAAUAGGAAAGAAGGAUCCCGGUAAAGGUAAGACUAAGAAAACAGCUGGAAGCGGUAAAGCUCCCGAUUCCAGUAGCAUUGAAAAUAACUGGGAGAUGCUAGCUAAAUGUGGAAAUAUGACAUUUUGGAACCAUGACCGUUUUCCUUCACAAGAUGACGCCUCUCUACGUUUGUUUCAUUGUUUUGCUGUCGCCAAGGCGUUGCAUGAACCAGUGAACCCAGAAGAUUUGACUGAAGAUCGGAAGUCAUGACAGAGAUGAGAAGAGCUGUAGUCUGCAAUGCACUCUAACUUUUACGCGAAGAUAAUGAAGAUCUAAUUGUAUUUCUGAUUCAUAGAAUUCAUAUGAUAUUUUGUCAAUCUUGUACGGUUUGCAAUUCAACAUUGUAUGCAAUCUAAGCUCUUGUUUUAUCCUCCAUUAGGCGGAUGUGUUUUUGUAAUCUUUUUCGAUGUACGUAGGUAGAAAAUCUUCUUUAAUUGGUUAUCAAGUCGUUUACAGGAUACGUCCUGAUGGUGCUUGAUAUCGAUUCUGUACGAUCGGGAGUUUUGUAUUUGAGCACAGUUUUUUCUCCAUUGUUUUCAGUUCAA
Messenger RNA from Amaranthus tricolor (Joseph's coat), 1015 nucleotides. RefSeq lists its product as uncharacterized. Gene Ontology annotation, cellular component: ribonuclease H2 complex. Gene Ontology annotation, biological process: RNA catabolic process. The record is from RefSeq and is a predicted model, not a curated record. The coding region runs from base 147 to 680 and encodes 177 amino acids. The transcript is spliced from 4 exons. Lineage: Eukaryota; Viridiplantae; Streptophyta; Magnoliopsida; Caryophyllales; Amaranthaceae.